GCUCUCACACCCCAUCUGAACCACCUGCUCUCUCUCCUCUCUCUCCUCCCUCAAUUGUCAAAGAAGUCCGCAGAUAAUGGACCGAAAGCGGUGAGCAAGCUCGAGAUAUAGAGAGACUUCACCAGCCACCAACCUUCACCUCCUUCAAUCUCAGUUCCUCUCUCUCUCUCUCUCUCUCUCUCUCUCUGACCUCUCUCCGGCAAUAUGAAGGACAAACUCUUUCAACACCAUUAUCUGCAACAACAUCAGCAGCAGCAGCAUCAGAAGAGCUUAUCUGAUGAAGUCGACAGCAGCAAAAGCAGCGGCGAGAACAAGAAGGUAAAAUUCGAUGAGCAGAGGGAGCGAACAGGAGGGGAUGGGUCCACCAUCGAGGUGGUGAAGAGGCCGCGGGGCCGGCCGCCGGGUUCCAAGAACAAGCCGAAGGUGCCGGUGGUGAUCACCAGGGAGGAGGAGCCCUCGGCAGUGAUGCGGCCUCACGUGCUCGAGAUCCCCGCCGGGCACGACGUGGCCGACUCGCUCGCAAGAUUCUCCCAACGCCGGAACCUCGGCAUCUGCGUCCUCUCCGGCAUCGGUGCCGUCGCGAACGUCACACUUCGCCAGCCGCAUCUAGGCCUUGUGCCCCAGCCUGCAGGGGCGCCGGCCACUAUCGUGUUUCGCGGGCGGUUCGAGAUCCUGUCCAUCACAGGCACGUUCCUCACGCCAGCGAUGGCGGAGGUGUCCCCCGCCGCCGCAUCCAGCCUCUCGAUCUCUCUGGCCGGGCCUCAAGCACAGAUCGUGGGGGGCACAGUGGCGGGGCCGCUGGUGGCCGCGGGAACGGUGGUGGUGGUGGCGGCGGCGUUCUCCAACCCCACCUUCCACAGGCUCCCGGCGGAAGACGACGUGUCGGCAUCCGUCUCAAUCACCGGCGGAGGCGGUGGCGGCGGCGACAUGGAGGAUCAGGACCAGCACAUGUACAAUCAACAACAGAAGCAGCAAGCCCAUCGCCAGCGACGCCACCAAGUUCUGGCGACAACAGCCUCUGCUGCAAUGGCCGUGGGGUCGAGCGGGAUGUCCGUUUACAGUGGUGGCCACGUCCCGUCUGAUGUCAUAUGGGCGCCUACGGCCCGCCCGCCACCUCCGCCGCCCUACUGAUGCUUCGCUUCAUGCGAUCCCUCCCAUUUUCUUAAAGACUCCAAGACUUGAAUGUUCUUUGUUUCUGAUCUCAAUAGUCUAAGGCAAAAUUUUCUGCUCUUUUAGCUUGGUUGGUUGUCAUGGUUACAGCACCGUGUCUAAAGGCAAAAGAAAGUGAAACUUAUUUCUCAGUUUCGAUUUAUAUAUUUCAUAUUGUUCUUGUCUCCUGUGUUAAAUUUGUAGAAGCCUUCUAUUCAGCUUGUUUGGAUUGCUA
Musa acuminata subsp. malaccensis (wild Malaysian banana) is the source of this 1384-nucleotide messenger RNA. RefSeq names its product AT-hook motif nuclear-localized protein 28. Lineage: Eukaryota; Viridiplantae; Streptophyta; Magnoliopsida; Zingiberales; Musaceae. Gene Ontology annotation, cellular component: nucleus. The record is from RefSeq and is a predicted model, not a curated record. Gene Ontology annotation, molecular function: minor groove of adenine-thymine-rich DNA binding; DNA-binding transcription factor activity.